AACGCGAGAUUUUGCCACGAGAGGUGCUUUUUUCUGUUGUUUGACAACACGGUUGUCUGUUUUUCUUUUGGCUAAUUUUUCGCGAAAAAUCUGUGUUUUCUUGCUAAAAAUACAGUUAUAAGAUAGAGGAGGAAACGCAGAGUAUUGUGGUGAAUGUGAAAAAGUAGCUGGAAGAAAGGAAAUAGGUGAAAAAGUUCUUAGAAAGUGUGACAUUGUGUGAAAGUGAGGUUAGAGUUUGCGCGGUCGGCAAAAAUGGUUCCUAUGGGGCCUCUGGGGGGCUCCGGACCACACAAUCCACAUUCCGUACAUGGGGUACCACCGCCCAUACAGAGUACACCAUCCGGACCCAAUACACUCUCAACAAACAGCCAGUCAAAUAAAACAUCUUCCGCAUCUGUGAAGCCAAACUACACACUCAAAUUCACCCUGGCGGGUCACACAAAGGCCGUCUCGGCAGUUAAAUUCAGUCCAAAUGGUGAAUGGCUUGCGAGUUCAUCUGCUGAUAAAUUGAUUAAGAUUUGGGGGGCUUACGAUGGGAAAUUUGAGAAGACAAUUGCUGGGCAUAAAUUGGGAAUCAGUGAUGUGGCAUGGUCGAGUGAUAGUCGACUCCUGGUGAGUGCCAGUGAUGACAAGACACUGAAAAUCUGGGAAUUGAGCUCGGGGAAGUGCCUGAAGACCCUAAAGGGGCACACAAACUACGUCUUUUGCUGCAACUUCAAUCCCCAGAGUAAUCUCAUUGUGUCCGGAAGUUUUGAUGAAUCCGUACGUAUUUGGGAUGUGCGCACAGGGAAGUGCCUCAAGACACUUCCAGCACACUCCGAUCCAGUAUCUGCGGUGCAUUUCAACCGUGAUGGCUCCCUCAUUGUCUCAUCCAGUUACGAUGGAUUGUGUCGUAUCUGGGAUACGGCUAGUGGACAGUGUCUCAAAACCCUCAUUGACGAUGACAAUCCACCGGUUUCUUUUGUCAAAUUCUCUCCCAAUGGCAAGUACAUUCUGGCCGCCACUCUCGAUAAUACACUCAAGCUCUGGGACUACUCCAAAGGGAAGUGCCUCAAGACCUAUACAGGACACAAAAACGAAAAAUACUGCGUCUUUGCUAAUUUCUCAGUGACCGGAGGAAAGUGGAUAGUUUCUGGAAGCGAGGACAAUAUGGUGUACAUUUGGAAUUUGCAGAGCAAGGAGGUUGUGCAGCGUCUUCAGGGUCAUACUGAUACAGUUCUCUGCACAGCCUGCCAUCCCACGGAGAAUAUCAUAGCAUCUGCAGCCCUGGAAAAUGACAAGACCAUCAAAUUGUGGAAGAGUGACACUUAAUUUAUCAGCAAUACUUCGCGCCAACUGACACACUCUUUUCUGAUUAAAUUGUCUCCUUUUGGGUGCUCUGGAUGUUCAGAGCAUGAGGGACGAGAUGCUUUUGUCAAAAGUGAGCCAUUCUUUGAAAUACACUUCCUUUUCAAUUAUGGA
This is a messenger RNA of Phlebotomus papatasi, 1461 nucleotides long. RefSeq names its product WD repeat-containing protein 5 (gene wds). The transcript has 4 exons. The coding region runs from base 253 to 1311 and encodes 352 amino acids. Gene Ontology annotation, molecular function: protein binding. NCBI's taxonomy places the organism in Eukaryota, Metazoa, Arthropoda, Insecta, Diptera, Psychodidae. The record is from RefSeq and is a predicted model, not a curated record.